Arachis stenosperma is the source of this 948-nucleotide messenger RNA. RefSeq lists its product as uncharacterized. Bases 1 to 948 code for a protein of 315 amino acids. The record is from RefSeq and is a predicted model, not a curated record. NCBI's taxonomy places the organism in Eukaryota, Viridiplantae, Streptophyta, Magnoliopsida, Fabales, Fabaceae. The transcript has a single exon.
AUGAUUGAUGCUAUUGCAAACAUAGGUGCAGGAUAUAAAGGGACAAAUUAUGGAAGAGUUUGUGGAUAUUUGUUGAGUAAAUUGGUUGAAGAGGUAAAGAAAAUGAUUGAAGAUUAUCGUAAAAUUUGGAAACAAAUUGGAUGUACUAUCAUGGUCGAUGGACGGAUUGAUCGUUGUAGGCAUACUUUAAUUAAUUUAUUGGUUUAUUGUCCUAAAGGAACCGCUUUUCUAAAGUCAGUUGAUGCUUCUCAUGUCUUGAAAAUUCCUGAUGCUUUGUUUAAGUUGCUUAAGGAUGUUGUAUUAUUUGUUGGUCCUGAGAAUGUUGUACAUGUAGUGACGGAUAAUGCUGCAAAUUACGUUGCUAUUGGAAGGUUGUUGGAAUCAGAGUUUCCUAGAUUGUAUUGGUCUCCUUAUGCAGUACACUUUGUUAAUUUGAUGUUUCAGGUUAUUGAAAAGUUAGAGGAAGUGAGUAAAACUAUGUCACAAGCUUCGAAGAUUACGAAGUAUAUCUAUAAUCAUUGCCAUCCUUUGUACUUGAUGAGAAAGUUCACAGGCGGACGAGAAACACUUCGUCCAUCUCCAACUCGAUUUGCCACUAAUUUCAUUGCUUUGCAAAGUAUUUUAGCUCAAAAAGAUGCAUUGAGAGCUAUGGUGACAUCUAGAGAAUGGACAAACUCAACUUACACUAGAGAAGUCAAAGCUAAAAAGUUUAUGAAACAAGUCUUAGAUUCUAAAUUUUGGAAUCAAUGUAUUGAUAUUGUUAAGCUUACUCAUCAACUUGUUCGUAUAUUGCGUAUUGUGGAUAGUGAAAAUAGAGCUGCAAUAGAUUUUCUUUAUCUAGCUAUUUAUAAGGUUAGGGAAGAGAUGGUGAAGAGGUUUCAAAAAAGAAAGACGGUUGUUGAUCCUUAUUUAAAUAUUUUAGCUACACGCUGGGAUUCAGAACUUUGA